GAUUGUCCUUGUCCGAUUAGGUCGAUCAAUGAGACUGAACAGAAGAGAAAGGAAGAGGAGGAGGAGGAGAAGUAAAAGAGGGGGAGGGGGGGGGCAGCUCCUCCCAUAAUUAAGUUAGCGUGCUGCGCUGGAGGUCUAUGUUUACUGGGCAGGCGAGGGAGUUUCCUUCACUCAGCGGACAGCUCUGAGCUCAGAAAAGGCAGCAGACAGCUCUCUCACUCUCUCUUCUCUCUCUGGUUAUUUCUGCAACUCAUCCCUCGCUGCGCUGCGACUAGCGACCUGCACACACACAGGCUGAUCCAGGACGAGCUGGGGGGGGGGGGGAGCAACAGCAGCAGCACCACCACCUGCAUAACCCUCCACCACCACCCUCCCUCCAUCUAAACGGCCCAGGACCUUAUCUCUGCUGCUGUCGCUACCACCACCGUUGCCAUCAUGUGCGACUGUUUCCACCUGGCCUUCCCCAACUGGCACGCCGCCUCCUCGGGGACGGCUGGUCGAAGGCUGAGAGCACCAGAGCCUGGUACAGAGGACGAUUCAACAUGUGACGAGCCAUCUCAGUUCACAGAGAGAGAGAGACCGCGCCCUCAAGGAUCGUCUCCCGUCGAGGAGUAUCCUGAAAGUGAAAAAUACACCGACAGUGACAAAGAGUGUGAAGCAGAGCAUGACCCACACCACAAAAGUGGGAGUGGAAAGAAAACUAAAAAGUCUGGGCUUGGGUCCAUGUUUGAAAAGCGCUCAACUCCAAAGAUGAGUAAACUGAAGGAGUUUCACAGCCCUGAGUCUGGACUGAUAGUGAAAACAGCCAAAGAUGGAUGUGCAGAGGGUCUUGUUUAUGGUGGAGGGGGGAAAGAGGGAAUAUUCAUUAAGGAAGUGGUACCAGAGUCACCUGCCUCAAAAAGUCUGAAACUAAAAGAAGGUGAUCAGAUUCUGAGCGCCACUGUAUAUUUUGACAACGUGUCAUAUGAGGAUGCCAUUCAGAUUCUGGAGCACGCUCAGGCUUACAGAGUGAAGCUCUGCUUGAAACGCAAACCAGACAUCACAGACACUGAAACAGCCAUUGAAUCUGACGUCAUCCCUGAGGAAGAUGUCUAUGCUCCAGAAAUGAGGGAGCAAGGAAAAACCAAAAGGCGUGGUGAUGCCCGCUUUUCAUGGCCUAAGUUUCCCUCCUUUGGAAAAGGAAAGAAGUCCCGCUUUACAAGGUCUCACAGCACCUCAGAGGCUGAUGAGCAAAGAAAGCUUGAGCUUAGCCCCACCACAAGUGACACAGAAUCACCUAUAAAAUCUCAAGAUGCUCUCAAAGGCAAGAAGAAACAUAAAAUAAAGCUCUCUGUUCUAACAAAGAGAGGCCGCAUAAGUUCAUCUGAAGACCAGGACACAGACGCACCAACAUCUGCGCAGAUGGUUUCACCUGAGUGCCUUGAAAGCCCCUCAGGAGAAACACCUCAAAUCUAUGCGACAGAGGAUCUGAAAGUAGUGGAAGACUUAAGACGUGAGCAAAAUUAUCAAAAACUGACUGACCCUCAAACUGUUCAACACAAGGUGGAACUCAUCACUAUAGAUAGCACUUUGAAAACAGAAGAUCUAACCGUGGCUCUGGCAGGUCAAGGCAGCCCCUCUGGUAUCAAGUCCCCUGAUGGGAAGAAAAAGAAGAAAGAGCGGUCUGAAUUAAAAAUGAAAAUUUUGGGAAAGGAUAAAUCGCACAAGAAAGAUGCAAAAGCAAAAUCGUCACCAAAAAGGCUGAAAACUCUGGGGGCAAGUAUUGAAAUAGCAGACCAACCUGGAAAUGAAAAAUCAGAUGCCAUCCCAAGUUUUAAGUCACAAACAAAACUACAGGGGGAUCAACUUGCACUUAAUGCCAAUACACAAAUAAUCAGCAGUGAGAGUUCAAGGGUAAUCUCAGCCAAAUCAGGGACAACACAGAUGGAAAUGAGUAUACCAAAGGUGGAACUUGAAAUAUCUGAUGUUGAAUUGAUACGGCAAUCUCCACAGAAGGGUGAAGAAAAAACUAAGAAAGGCAAGGACGUUAAACAAAAACCAGAAACAAAGACAGGUCCAACAUUCAAACUGCCUAAAAUAGGCUUUAGUGACAUUGCCACUGAGGAAACAAUCCCAAAAAUGAAUGUCAAUUUUGAAGAAUGUACACCUAAAAUUGAGCAGUUUACAACUGAGGGUACAGAAGUGAAAGAAGAUCCUUAUGAGCGACUGUCAAAAAGCAGUCUUUCCAAAACAGAACUUCCCAAACGUGAAGACAUUGUGAUUCCAGGUAUGGAGGACAUGUCUAGGAGGACCACAGCCAAAGGAAUUAAAGAGCCUAAAGCUGUUUUUACAGGACAUUAUGAAGACAUUCAAGCUGAAACUGUACAACUGCCAUUUGAUGUUGACAGUGUGAAAGAGGCUGUUUCAAAAUUGCCUGGAUUUAAGCUGCCUAAGGUUGACACGAGUGGAGUGCCUAUUCCUGAAGAAAUUACUGUAAUAGAUGCAAAUGCACAAAGAAUAUCAGUGAAAACACCCACUAAAACAAAACAUGAUGCACACUUCAGUAAGUUUGACAUAACUGCCUCUCCAGAAAUCUCCAAGACAACAGUCAAACUACCAAAGAUCACAUCUGCUGAUUUAACCUCAGAGGAGCUUUUAAUGGAGAGAAAAGUAGAUUUUAAAAAAACUGAAAAGGAAUACAAAACUGAGCCAAAACAAAGCGACAAAGAACAUUUUAUAAUACCUGGAAAAGAAAGUGUACAAGUAGCCGCCAUUUUUCAGACACAAGAAACACAAGGCACAGAGGGCAUUAAAUCGGAAUAUGAAUCUGCAGCUACACUCAAAUCAAAGAAGGCAAAGAUAACAAUGACAAGCUUUGGGAUUGCAAAACCAGACAUAACAAUCCCUGACAUUGGAAUUGCCUUGCCAAAACAAAAGCAAAAAGGUGACAAUGUAAAAGGAGAAAGGACUAUAUUUCUCGAAGACGAAGACAUGUCAAACACUGAAACAAGGAACAAGAUUGGAGAAGUCAUGUCAGAGGUCAAAAUACCAGAAAUUGAAAGCAUUGAAUACAUUGAUUCAGUAGAUGGCUCACCAGACAAAAAGGAUGGUGGCGUUGGUUUGACAGGUUUUGGUAUUAACCUUGCUGCAAGCCCAAAGUCUGACAUCUCCUUUCCAGAGAUCAGAGGUGAAGUGAAAGGUGUUGAAUACAAAGAGCACACAUUCAAACUGCCCGAAUUUGGAGCAGUGACUGAGAACAUCAGUAUAAAUGUGCCUGAUGCAGAAAAGGAUAAAAAGAUUGAUGGGGCAGAUAUAAGAACACUUGAAAGAGAGGGAAAAAGUGGCAAGUUUAAAAUGCCAAAUCUCAGCAUCUCUAUGCCAAAGGUUAAAGGACCUGAAAUUGAUUUAAGCCUAUCAGAAAAAGAUGUAGAUCUCACAUUACCAGAAGAAAAAGCUGAGGUUGACCUCCCAGACAUUCCUGAGGUUGAGGUUACUCUUGGAAAUGUAGAUGUUUCUAUUCCAAAGAAAAUGAUGGAGGUCAAAAAGCCUGAACUGGAUGUCAAACCUUGGCAGACUGAAGGUGAACUUGAGGGACGAGGAAGCAAGUUCAAGGAGCCCAAGUUUGGAAUUAAAAUGCCCAAAUUAAAAGGACCUGAAUUUGAUUUAAGCUUAUCAAAGAAAGAUGUAGAUGUCAGACUACCAGAGGUUAAAUCUGAAGUCAAACUCCCAGAGACCCCUAAAAUUGAUGCCCGUCUUGGAAAGGCAGAGGUUUUGAUUCCAGAAGCAAAGGUGGAAGUUAAAAAACCUGAAGUGGAAAUCAAACCUUUGCACACUGACGUUGAACUUGAAGGACAAGGAGGCAAAUUCCAAAUGCCAAAGUUUGGAAUUACGAUGCCAAAAGUAAAAGGACCUGAAAUUGAUUUGAGCUUAUCAAAAAAAGGCGUAGGUGUCACACUACCAGAGGCUAAAGCUGAAGUCAAACUCCCAGAAGCCCCAGAGAUUGAUGCAACUCUUGGAAAGAUAAAUGUUUCCAUUCCAAAGCAAAAGAUGGAAGUUGAAAAACCUGAAUUGGAAAUCAAACCUCUGAGGACUGGAGGGGAACUUGAUGGACAAGGAGGCAAGCUUAAAAUGCCAAAACUUGGUGUAAAAAUGCCAAAAAUUAAAGCGCCUGAAUUUGAUUUAAGCUUAUCAAAGAAAGAUGUAGAUGUCCUAUUGCCUGAAGCUAAAGCAGAGGUCAAACCUCCUGAUGUUGAACAUACAGAACAUGGAAUUAAAGUAGAUGUCAAAGCUCCAGAGAUUGCAGUUUACCAACAGGAUGUUGAAGGAUCAUCAUCAAAAUGUAAGAUGCCGACAUUUAAACUACCAGCAUUUGGAGUUGGUACUCCAAACGUCUCUGUGGAAGCACAUGAUAUGGACAAAGACAUUAAAGCUGACAUUAAUAAGCAUGUGGUUAAUAUUGAAGCACCCAGCAUUGACGUUAAGGGUCCUUCAAUUGAUAUGAAGGCUAUAGGAACUGAUCAUGAGGGGAAAGGAAGCAAGUUUAAAAUGCCACAUCUCGGAUUCUCUAUGCCUAAAGUCAAAGGACCUCAACUUAAUAUAAGUUCAUCAAAGAAAGAUGUAGAUGUCACACUACCAGAGGCCGGUGCUGAAGUCAAACUCCCAGAAACCCCUAAAAUUGAUGCCAGUCUUGGAAAAGCAGAAGUUUUGUUUCAAGAGGCAAAGAUGGAAGUUAAAAAACCUGAAGUGAAAAUCAAACCUUUGCAGACUGAUGUUGAAUUGGAAGGACAAGGAGACACAUUUCAAAUGCCAAAGUUUGGAAUCACAAUGCCAAAGAUAAAAGGACCUGAAAUUCACUUUAGCUUAUCAAAGAAAGAUGUAGAUGUGACACUACCAGAAGCCAAAGCUGAAGUAAAAGUCCCUGAAGUUGAACUAAACGAACCCUCUGCUGAAGUGGAAAUUAAAGCUCCUGAAAUAAAAGUUACAGAAAAAGAUACAGAAGGAUCACCAUUGAAAUUUAAGAUGCCGACAUUCAAACUAUCUAAAUUUGGAGUUGGUACUCCAGACAUUUCUGUAGAAGUAUCUGAUAUGGACAAAGAUGUCAAAACCGACGGAGCUGAUAUUAAAAUUCCUUCAGACGCUCUUGCAGUUGACAUUGCAGCACCCAGCAUUGACAUUGAAGGCCCAUCAAUAGAUAUUAAAACUACAGGAACUGAACAUGAAGGAAAGGGAAGCAAGUUCAAACUGCCAAGUCUCGGUUUUUCUGGACCUCAAAUCAAACGGCCUGACAUUGAUUUAAGCCUAUCAAAGAAAGAUGUAGAUGGGACUUUACCAGCAGCCAAAGCUGAUGUCAAAUUCCCUGACGUUCACACUGAAGCACCCAGCAUUGACAUUGAGGGCCUAUCAACAGAUAGGAAAACUACAGAAAUUGAAGAGGAUGGGAAAGGAAGCUUUAAAAUGCCACAUCUUAGUUUCUCCAUGCCAAAAGUGAAGGGACCUAAAAUGGAUGUUAGCCUUUCAAACAAAGACGUAGAUGUCAAAUUACCAGAGACAAAACCUGAUGUCAAACUUCCAGAGGUUGAUCUUGGAAAAGUGGAUGUUUCAAUUCCAGAGGCUAAGAUGGAGGUUAAAAAACCUGAAGUGGAAAUGCAGUUCAUGCAGACUAAAGGUGAGCUUGAUGGAAAGGGAGAAAAGUUCAAAAUGCCAAAGUUUGGAAUCAAAAUGCCAAAAUUAAAAGAGCCAGAAUUUGACUUGAGCUUAACAAAGAGAGAUAUUGAUAUCCCACUACCAGAGACAAAGGUUGAGGUCAAACACCCAGAUGCCCCUAAAAUUGAUGUCAGUCUUGGAAAAGCAGAAGUUUUGAUUCCAGAGGCUAAGGCCAAAGUUGAAGAAGCUGAGCUGGACGUUAAACCUUUGCAGACAGAAGUUAAAGGACAAGGAAGCGAGUUCAAAAUGCCAAAGUUUGGAAUGUCCAUGCCAAAGGUAAAAGGACCUGAAUUUCAUCUUGGCUUAUCAAAGAAAGAUAUAGAUGUCAGAAUACCAGAAGCAAAAGCAGAUGUCAACUUCCCUGAUGUUGAACUAAAACAACCUUCUGCCAAGGUAGAAAUGAAAGCUCCUGUGAUUGAGGUUUUAGCUAAAGAUACAGAAGGAUCACCUUCAAAAUUCAAAAUGCCAAAUUUCAGUUUCUCUAUGCCUAAAGUAAAAGGGCCUGAUGUAGAUGUAAGCUUAUCAAAGAAAGACACAGAUAUCACAUUACCAGGGACUAAAGCUGAGAUCAAACUCCCAGAAGCCCCUAAAAUCGAUGUCAGUCUUGGAAAAGCAGAGGUUUUGAUUACAGAGGCAAAAAUGGAGGAUAAAAAACCUGAAGUGAAAAUCAAACCUUUGCAAACUGGCAUUGACAUUGAAGGACAUGGAGGCAAGUUCCAAAUGCCAAAGUUUGGAAUCACAAUGCCAAAAGUAAAAGGACCUGAAAUUGAUUUAAGCUUCCCCAAGAAAGAUGUAGAUGUAACACUACCAGAGGCUAAAGCUGAUGUUGAACUCCCAGAAGCUUCUAAAAUUGCUGUGGAUAUGAAAUCACCAGAGUAUGAAGCAGAAAUUGAUGGGCAAGGAGGCAAGUUCAAAAUACCAAAGUUUGGAAUCUCAAUGCCAAAAGUGAAAGGACCUGAAAUUGAUUUCAGCUUAUCAAAGAAAGAUGUAGACUUCACACUACCAGACGCCAAAGCUGAAGUCAAUCUCCCAGAUGUUGAACUCAAAGAACCUUCUGCUAAAGUGGAAAUUAAGGCUCCAGAGAUUGAAACUCAAUUAAGCAGUGUGAAAGGAUCACCAUCAAAAUUUCAAUUGCCAACAUUCAAAUUCCCAAAAUUUGGAGUUACCACUCCAAAUGUCAGCGCUAAACUACCUGAUAUAGACACAGAGAUCAAAACUGAUGGAGCUGACAUGCACAUAUCUGUGCCACACACAGAUGUUGAUGUACCAGAAGUUAAAGCAGAGGUCCAUCUGCCAGAGGUUGAAGUCAAAAAGCCAUCAGGCAGUGUUGUAACAGAGCAACAGCAAGGUGUUGAGGUUGAUGCCAAACUGAAAAAAACAAGGUUUUCACUGCCCAGAUUUUCUUUUUCAAAACCAAGUGUUAAGUCCCCAGAAGUUGAUGCCAGUCUUCAAGAUGCAAAAGUUGCAAUUCCAGAGGGAAAGGUGGAAGUGAAUGUUUUGAUUCCAGAGGCUAAGGCCAAAGUUGAAAAAGCUGAGCUGGACGUUAAACCUUUGCAGAGAGAAGUUAAAGGACAAGGAAGCGAGUUCAAAAUGCCAAAGUUUGGAAUGUCCAUGCCAAAGGUAAAAGGACCUGAAUUUCAUCUUGGCUUAUCAAAGAAAGAUAUAGAUGUCAGAAUACCAGAAGCAAAAGCAGAUGUCAACUUCCCUGAUGUUGAACUAAAACAACCUUCUGCCGAAGUAGAAAUGAAAGCUCCUGUGAUUGAGGUUUUAGCUAAAGAUACAGAAGGAUCACCUUCAAAAUUCAAAAUGCCAAAUUUCAGUUUCUCUAUGCCUAAAGUAAAAGGGCCUGAUAUAGAUGUAAGUUUAUCAAAGAAAGACACAGAUAUCACACUACCAGAGACUAAAACUGAGCUCAAACUCCCAGAGACCCCUAAAAUUGAUGCCAGUCUUGGAAAAGCAGAGGUUUUCAUUCCAGAGGAAAGGGUGGAGGUUAAAAAACCUGAAGUGAAAAUCAAACCUCUGCACACUGACGUUGAACUUGAAGGACACAGAGGCAAGUUUCAAAUGCCAAAGUUUGGAAUCAAAAUGCCAAAAGUAAAAGGACCUGAAAUUGAUUUAAGCUUCCCCAAGAAAGAUGUAGAUGUAACACUACCAGAGGCUAAAGCUGAUGUUGAACUCCCAGAAGCUUCUAAAAUUGCUGUGGAUAUGAAAUUACCAGAGUAUGAAGCAGAAAUUGAUGGGCAAGGAGGCAAGUUCAAAAUGCCAAAGUUUGGAAUCUCAAUGCCAAAAGUGAAAGGACCUGAAAUUGAUUUCAGCUUAUCAAAGAAAGAUGUAGACUUCACACUACCAGACGCCAAAGCUGAAGUCAAUCUCCCCGAUGUUGAACUCAAAGAAUCUUCUGCUAAAGUGGAAAUUAAAGCUCCUGAUACUGAAGCUCAAUUAAGCAGUGUAAAAGGAUCACCAUCAAAAUUUCAAUUGCCAACAUUCAAAUUUCCUAAAUUUGGAGCUGCAACUCCAAAUGUCAGCACUGAACUACAUGAUAUAGACACAGAAAUCAAAACUGAUGGAGCUGACAUGCACAUAUCUGUGCCACACACAGAUGUUGAUGUACCAAAAGUUAAAGCUGAGGUCCAUCUGCCAGAGGUUGAAGUCAAAACGCCAUCAGGCAGUGUUGUAACAGAGCAACAGCAAGGUGUUGAGGUUGAUGCCAAACUGAAAAAAACAAGGUUUUCACUGCCCAGAUUUUCUUUUUCAAAACCAAGUGUUAAGUCCCCAGAAGUUGAUGCCAGUCUUCAAGAUGCAAAAGUUGCAAUUCCAGAGGGAAAGAUGGAAGUGAAUGUUUUGAUUCCAGAGGCUAAGGCCAAAGUUGAAGAAGCUGAGCUGGACGUUAAACCUUUGCAGACCGAAGUUAAAGGACAAGGAAGCGAGUUCAAAAUGCCAAAGUUUGGAAUGUCCAUGCCAAAGGUAAAAGGACCUGAAUUUCAUCUUGGCUUAUCAAAGAAAGAUAUAGAUGUCAGAAUACCAGAAGCAAAAGCAGAUGUCAACUUCCCUGAUGUUGAACUAAAACAACCUUCUGCCGAAGUAGAAAUGAAAGCUCCUGUGAUUGAGGUUUUAGCUAAAGAUACAGAAGGAUCACCUUCAAAAUUCAAAAUGCCAAAUUUCAGUUUCUCUAUGCCUAAAGUAAAAGGGCCUGAUGUAGAUGUAAGUUUAUCAAAGAAAGACACAGAUAUCACACUAACAGAGACUAAAACUGAGCUCAAACUCCCAGAGACCCCUAAAAUUGAUGCCAGUCUUGGAAAAGCAGAGGUUUUGAUUCCAGAGGAAAGGGUGGAGGUUAAAAAACCUGAAGUGAAAAUCAAACCUCUGCACACUGACGUUGAACUUGAAGGACACAGAGGCAAGUUUCAAAUGCCAAAGUUUGGAAUCAAAAUGCCAAAAGUAAAAGGACCUGAAAUUGAUUUAAGCUUCCCCAAGAAAGAUGUAGAUGUAACACUACCAGAGGCUAAAGAUGAUGUUGAACUCCCAGAAGCUUCUAAAAUUGCUGUGGAUAUGAAACCAUCAGAGUGUGAAGCAGAAAUUGAUGGGCAAGGAGGCAAGUUCAAAAUGCCAAAGUUUGGAAUCUCAAUGCCAAAAGUGAAAGGACCUGAAAUUGAUUUCAGCUUAUCAAAGAAAGAUGUAGACUUCACACUACCAGACGCCAAAGCUGAAGUCAAUCUCCCCGAUGUUGAACUCAAAGAACCUUCUGCUAAAGUGGAAAUUAAAGCUCCUGAGAUUGAAGCUCAAUUAAGCAGUGUAAAAGGAUCACCAUCAAAAUUUCAAUUGCCAACAUUCAAAUUUCCUAAAUUUGGAGCUGCAACUCCAAAUGUCACCACUGAACUACCUGAUAUAGACACAGAAAUCAAAACUGAUGGAGCUGACAUGCACAUAUCUGUGCCACACACAGAUGUUGAUGUUCCAGAAGUUAAAGCUGAGGUCCAUCUUCCAGAGGUUGAAGUCAAAAAGCCAUCAGGCAGUGUUGUAACAAAGCAACAGCAAGGUGUUGAGGUUGAUGCCAAACUGAAAAAAACAAGGUUUUCACUGCCCAGAUUUUCUUUUUCAAAACCAAGUGUUAAGUCCCCAGAAGUUGAUGCCAGUCUUCAAGAUGCAAAAGUUGCAAUUCCAGAGGGAAAGGUGGAAGUGAAUGUUUUGAUUCCAGAGGCUAAGGCCAAAGCUGAAGAAGCUGAGCUGGACGUUAAACCUUUGCAGACAGAAGUUAAAGGACAAGGAAGCGAGUUCAAAAUGCCAAAGUUUGGAAUGUCCAUGCCAAAGGUAAAAGGACCUGAAUUUCAUCUUGGCUUAUCAAAGAAAGAUAUAGAUGUCAGAAUACCAGAAGCAAAAGCAGAUGUCAACUUCCCUGAUGUUGAACUAAAACAACCUUCUGCCGAAGUAGAAAUGAAAGCGCCUGUGAUUGAGGUUUUAGCUAAAGAUACAGAAGGAUCACCUUCAAAAUUCAAAAUGCCAAAUUUCAGUUUCUCUAUGCCUAAAGUAAAAGGGCCUGAUGUAGAUGUAAGUUUAUCAAAGAAAGACACAGAUAUCACACUACCAGAGACUAAAACUGAGCUCAAACUCCCAGAGACCCCUAAAAUUGAUGCCAGUCUUGGAAAAGCAGAGGUUUUGAUUCCAGAGGAAAGGGUGGAGGUUAAAAAACCUGAAGUGAAAAUCAAACCUCUGCACACUGAUGUUGAACUUGAAGGACACAGAGGCAAGUUUCAAAUGCCAAAGUUUGGAAUCAAAAUGCCAAAAGUAAAAGGACCUGAAAUUGAUUUAAGCUUCCCCAAGAAAGAUGUAGAUGUAACACUACCAGAGGCUAAAGAUGAUGUUGAACUCCCAGAAGCUUCUAAAAUUGCUGUGGAUAUGAAACCAUCAGAGUGUGAAGCAGAAAUUGAUGGGCAAGGAGGCAAGUUCAAAAUGCCAAAGUUUGGAAUCUCAAUGCCAAAAGUGAAAGGACCUGAAAUUGAUUUCAGCUUAUCAAAGAAAGAUGUAGACUUCACACUACCAGACGCCAAAGCUGAAGUCAAUCUCCCCGAUGUUGAACUCAAAGAACCUUCUGCUAAAGUGGAAAUUAAAGCUCCUGAGAUUGAAGCUCAAUUAAGCAGUGUAAAAGGAUCACCAUCAAAAUUUCAAUUGCCAACAUUCAAAUUCCCAAAAUUUGGAGCUGCAACUCCAAAUGUCAGCACUGAACUACCUGAUAUAGACACGGAAAUCCAAAUUGAUGGAGCUGACAUGCACAUAUCUGUGCCACACACAGAUGUUGAUGUACCAGAAGUUAAAGCAGAGGUCCAUCUGCCAGAGGUUGAAGUCAAAAAGCCUUCAGGCAGUGCUGUGAUAGAGCAACAACCAGAUAUUGAGGUAGAUGCCAAACUGAAAAAACCAAGGUUUUCACUGCCCAGAUUUUCUUUUUCAAAAACAAGUGUUAAGGCCCCAGAAGUUGAUGCCAGUCUUCAGGAUGCAAAUGUUGCAAUUCCAGAAGGAGAGGUGGAAGUGAAAGGAGGGGAAGUGGAUAUGAAACUACCAGAGUAUGAAGCAGAAGUUGAUGGGCAAGGAAGUAGGUUUAAAAUGCCAAAGUUUGGCAUCUCAAUGCCAAAGAUUAAAGGGCCUGAAAUUGAUUUGAGCUUAUCAAAGAAAGAUGUGGAUGUUACACUCCCAGAAGCCAAAGCUGAAGUUCAACUUUCAGAUGUCAAAAUAAAACAACCUGCAGUGCAAAUUAAAGCUCCUGAGAUGGAAGCUCAUACAGGUAAUACUGAAGGAUCACCGUCAAAACUUAAAAUGCCAACAUUCACAUUACCCAAAUUUGGAGCUGCUACUCCAAAGGUCAGUGUGGAAGUACCUGAUGUGGACAAAGAUAUUAAAAUUGAUGGAGCUACAGUGGAUGUCACUGCACCCAGCAUUGACACUGAAGGCCUAUCUGUAGAUGUGAAAGCUAAAGGAAGUCAAUUUGAAGGAUCAGGAAGCAAGUUUAAAAUGCCAAAGUUUGGCAUCUCAAUGUCCAAGGUAAAAGGGCCAGAAAUCGAUUUGAGCUUAUCAAAGAAAGAUGUAGAUAUCCCAUUACCAGAAGCUAAAGCUAAAAUUGAACUUCCCAAUGUUGCAGUCAAAGAGUCUGAAGUGGAAAUUAAAGCUCCUGAGAUAAAGAUUGCAACAAAGGGUUCAGAAGGAUCACCAUCAAAAUUGAAAAUGCCGACAUUCAAAUUACCAAAAUUUGGAGUUGGUACUCCAAGUGCCACUGUAGAGGUGCCCGACAGAGACAGAGACGUCAAAAUUGAUGGAGAUGACAUUAAAAUUCCUGAAGAGGUUCUUGCAGUUGACAUUGCAGCACCCAGCAUUGGCACUGAAGGCCCAUCAAUAGAUAUUAAAACUACAGGAACUGAACAUGAAGGAAAAGGAAGCAUGUUUAAACUGCCAAGUCUUGGUUUUUCUGGGCCUCAAAUCAAACGGCCUGACAUUGAUUUAGACUUAUCAAAGAUAGAUGUAGAUGUGACUCUACCAGAAGCCAAAGCUGGAAUCAAACUCCCUCAUGUUGAACUAAAAGAAUCUUCUGCCAAAGUAGAAAUCAAAGCUCCUGGAAGUGAUGUUCAGACAAGUAAUGUUGAAGGAUCACCAUCCAAAUUAAAAAUGCCAACAUUCACAUUACCCAAAGAGUCUGAUGGUUCAAUUUCAGUCUCACAGGCACCAAUGAUAGAGGGUGAUGGCAAGUUGAGAAAGACAAGCUGGACAUUGCCAAGAUUUUCAUUUUCAAAAACAAACGUUAAAGCCCCUGAGGCUGAUGUCAACCUUGAUGUCCCAAAAGUAGACAUUGCAUCAUUAGAGGCCAAAACAGACAUACAACUUCCAGAUAUUGAUACCAAAGAAUCCUCAGGUACUUCAAUAGAGGGGGCACCCACUACAGACCUUGAUGCCAAAUUGAAAAAGCCAAGAUUUUCAUUACCCAAAUUUUCAUUUUCAAAGCAAAGUUCAAAAGAGUCUAAAGAUGAUGUCAGUCUCCCAGAUGAUGUUUCUCUUCCGAAAGGAAAUGUGGAAGUCAAACAACCUGAAGUGGAGCUUAAGCCACCAGAAGGUGAUGUAGAAUUAGAGGGGCAGGAAAGCAAAUUUAAAAUGCCACUGUUUGGCUUCUCAAUGCCCAAAGUAAAAGGGCCUGAAAUUGAUUUGAGCUUAUCAAAGAAAGAUGUAGAUGUCAAACUCCCAGAAGCCAAAGCUGAAGUUCAACUUCCAAAUGUCAAAAUAAAACAACAGUCUGCUACAGUGGAAAUUAAAGCUCCUGAGAUUGAAGCUCAAACAGGUAAUGUUGAAGGAUCACCAUCAAAACUUAAAAUGCCAACAUUCACAUUACCCAAAUUUGGAGGUGCUACUCCAAAGGUCAGCGUGGAAGUACCUGAUGUGGACAAAGACAUUCAAAUUGAUGGAGCUACAGCGGAUGUCACUGCACCCAGCAUUGACACUAAAGGCCUAUCUGUAGAUGUGAAAGCUAAAGGAAGUGAAACUGAAGGAUCAGGAAGCAAGUUUAAAAUGCCAAAGUUUGGCAUCUCCAUGCCCAAGGUAAAAGGGCCAGAAAUUGAUUUGAGCUUAUCAAAGAAAGAUGUAGAUGUCAAACUCCCAGAAGCCAAAGCUGAAGUUCAACUUCCGGAUGUCAAAAUAAAACAACCGUCUGCUACAGUGGAAAUUAAAGCUCCUGAGAUUGAAGCUCAAACAGGUAAUGUUGAAGGAUCACCAUCAAAACUUAAAAUGCCAACAUUCACAUUACCCAAAUUUGGAGCUGCUACUCCAAAGGUCAGUGUGGAAGUACCUGAUGUGGACAAAGAUAUUAAAAUUGAUGGAGCUACAGUGGAUGUCACUGGACCCAGCAUUGACACUAAAGGCCUAUCUGUAGAUGUGAAAGCUAAAGGAAGUGAAACUGAAGGAUCAGGAAGCAAGUUUAAAAUGCCAAAGUUUGGCAUCUCCAUGCCCAAGGUAAAAGGGCCAGAAAUCGAUUUGAGCUUAUCAAAGAAAGAUGUAGAUGUCAAACUCCCAGAAGCCAAAGCUGAAGUUCAACUUCCGGAUGUCAAAAUAAAACAACCGUCUGCUACAGUGGAAAUUAAAGCUCCUGAGAUUGAAGCUCAAACAGGUAAUGUUGAAGGAUCACCAUCAAAACUUAAAAUGCCAACAUUCACAUUACCCAAAUUUGGAGCUGCUACUCCAAAGGUCAGUGUGGAAGUACCUGAUGUGGACAAAGACAUUAAAAUUGAUGGAGCUACAGUGGAUGUCACUGCACCCAGCAUUGACACUGAAGGCCGAUCUGUAGAUGUGAAAGCUGAAGGAAGCGAACUUGAAGGGUCACGAAGCAAGUUUAAAAUGCCAAAGUUUGGCAUCUCCAUGCCCAAAGUUAAAGGAACUGAACUUGAUUUAAGUUUAACAAAGAAAGAUGUAGAUGUCACACUCCCAGAAGCUAAAGCUGAAAUCAAACUGCCCAAUGUUGAAGUCAAAGAAUCUGAAGGUGCUAUUUUAAUACCAGAUGCACCAACAGUUGAUGUUGAAAACAAGUUGAAACGACCAAACUGGUCAUUUCCAAAAUUUUCAUUUUCAAAGACAGGUGGGAAAGCCCCUGAUGCGGAUGUAAACCUUGAAACACCCAAAGUUGAUGUUACAUCACCAGAGGCCAAAGCAGAAGUCCAAGGGCUUUCAGGGGCUAUUUCAAUGGAAGAGCCAUCUGCUGCAGAACUUAAUGAAAACUUGAAAAAAAAAACAUUUACACUACCCAGAUUUUCUUUUUCAAAGUCAAGUGUUAAAGAACCUGAAGUCAGUGCUGAGCUUCCAGAUGUUGAUGUUUCUCUUCCAGAAAGAGAAGUGAUAGUGAAGCAACCUGAAAUUAAAAUGAAAGCUCCUGAGCUUGAAGCUGAACAUGAUGGACAAGAAAGCAAGUUUAAAUUGCCAAAGUUCGGUAUUGCACUAACAAAAGCAAAAGGACCUGAACAAGAUGUAAAUGCAUCACAGAAAGAUGUAGGCAUCACACUGCCAGAAGUUAAAGCAGAGGUCAAACUCCCUGAAACUGAAGUCAAAGAAUCUUCAGCUAGUGUGGAAAUGAAAGCUUCCGAGUCUGAAGCUAAGUCAAAAGGUGUUGGAGGAUCACCACUGAAAUUUAAAAUGCCAACAUUGAAAAUGCCCAAAUUUGGAGUUGCAACCUAUGAUGUCACAGCAGGAGUACCCGAUGCAGACAAAGUUGCUGAAACGGAUGGAGCUAAACUAAAGGAGGAUGUUACUGUCAAUAUCAAAGGUCCAAGUGUUGAUAUUAAAACAGAUGUGUCUAAAGAAGCAAUAACAGGUUCUGAAACGCUGAAGACUGAGACUGAAAGUGUGGAUAUUGGGUCUCCAAGUAAAUUCAAACUACCAUCAUUUAAAAUGCCAAAGCUGAGUUUCUCAAGACCCAACCCUGAAGAUGAACAUGUGCCUGUUGACACAGAAUGCAAAGAAGAUCAGGUGGAAAUGGAAGUAGAGCCAAAAGGAUUGAGUAAAUCAGCAAAAGUGACUUUGACAUCAUUUGGUGAGAUCCUCAAGAAUAUUGAUGUUGAAUUUGAUGUUCCAAAAACAGAAGAAAAUCUUGAAACAUCAAAGGAUGUUCAUGAAACCGAUAAAACCAGUGGAAAGCAGUUAGAGGCAAAAGAAAAGGAAACUACUACCAAAAGUCCUGAGAGGACAGGUUGGUUUAAAUUCCCCAAGUUUGGACUGUCCUCCCCAUCAGAACCUGCCAAGAUUUCUGAAAAAGACACGCAUAAGGAUGAAAAGACCCCAGUAGAGGGAACAGUUGAGGAAAUAAGCCCCACCUUUUCAGUCCAGUCAUCAGACGCCUUUGCUGAUAUUAGCUCUGCAAUGACAAGUGAGCAUGUUGGCCUGUCCUUAUCUUCUCCAACCAAGGUAACUGUCAAAUACUCUGAACCUAACGCUGCUACAGGGCUUGGAGAGAUGCACAGUAACAUUAUUACUUCCACCACAAGAACUGAGCUCAUCUCGGUUGAGCCCAACUUGCCUGAGAAAAUCACCAUUCUGUCAUCUGGAGUUUCAUCUUCAUCAGAAGACACGCUCAGACUGGAAUCAGGAAAAAUACAUGUCAUUACAUCAAAUAUACAAGCCACCCCAGAGGCACAGCGUGCCAAGCUACUCACUGCUGUCCAAAUCCAAUCAGCUGAAGGCCUUCCCCUAGAAUCAGAGGCUAACGAAGCUGCAUCGUGGACUGUCGAGGAUUCACAAAGCAGCAAGAAAACGGUCUUCGAGAGGCAUUUAGUUAGGGAAACAUCAACUGAAAGAAGUGAAAGCAAAGAAACAAUUGUAAUAACUAAACAAAUCACAAGUAUGUUUGACUCUUCUGAGCCCAUCUUAGGUGAGACAGCUUCAUCCAUUCAACGACUGAGAGAGUCUGUGCACUCUGACAAAAUGAGGUUCUUUGAUGGAGCCGACAAGUGAAAUAACUUGAUGGGAAUUAUGUCUAAAUUUACAAUUCCUCAUUAUCCAGCCUCAGUGGCUGGUGGGUUUCUGAAUGUCACUGUAACAGAGAGGUGAGAUAGAAAAUAGGUUGGCAACUGGAAAGAUUGUUUGCAAGUUCAACUUACCAAUCACAGGAAACAGUCAGUUAGUGUUCAGGUGAUAACUUCAAUCCCUGGUUGCAUGUUGUUGACCUAUGAAGAGAUGGAUUAAUGUAGGCUAGUUCACUGACAAUGUGAUUCACUUGGUAAUAAACUGUGUAACUCAGUGCCCUUACUGCAAAUCCUGACAGGACUUCACCAAAUAUCCAUGCUUAUUGUGGUACAGAACUAAAGUAAGCCAUGUAUUUUGCUUAUCAAAACUUAUAUUUCUUGUUUCAUAGUUUUUAUGUACAACAAAAGUGAUCCAACUUACUUGUGCUCUUAUUUAUCAGAUGAUAAUCAGAAGUGCUUUUGAUUUUAAAAUGCUUUAUUUGAACAAGACUGUUGCAAAAAUCAAUCAAUGUUACUGACAUUCCAAAAUAUGUUUACAAUAAUUUUGCUAUUAAGUUGACAUUAGAGAGCACUUACAAUACAAUUGGGCAGUAUAUGACAGAAAAAUGAAUAUGUACAUGUAUCACCAGAAUAUUCUUGUUGCUGCAAAAGAAAAUGUAAAGAAACAAUAACAAUGCAAAGCUGAAAUGAAAUGCUUAUGACCAAACAAAGCAAGUGUACUGCUGCAACUAUAUUUUGUAUUAAUAUUUUUGCUUAGAACCUAAUUUGCUACAGUAAAAAUAUAUCAACAGUAUGUUUCAAUAUCAGUGUACAAACUGGCUGUGUAAAUAGCUUUUAAUGAUCUCUGGAUUUGAUUAAUGCUCCUCUUUGAAUUAUGAUGCAAUUUGUUUGCAAACCUAUACACAAUAAAUAAAUAUUAUUAUAUGUAAACCUG
Perca fluviatilis (European perch) is the source of this 17091-nucleotide messenger RNA. Its product is annotated as neuroblast differentiation-associated protein AHNAK-like. The record is from RefSeq and is a predicted model, not a curated record. Gene Ontology annotation, biological process: peripheral nervous system myelin maintenance; regulation of RNA splicing. Gene Ontology annotation, cellular component: nucleus; cytoplasm. The transcript has 7 exons. Bases 436 to 16146 code for a protein of 5236 amino acids. Lineage: Eukaryota; Metazoa; Chordata; Actinopteri; Perciformes; Percidae. Gene Ontology annotation, molecular function: protein binding.